Molecule: messenger RNA, 429 nt
Organism: Fraxinus pennsylvanica
Lineage: Eukaryota; Viridiplantae; Streptophyta; Magnoliopsida; Lamiales; Oleaceae
Source: the annotation of a GenBank genome assembly
AUGGAGCUGCUAAGUGGAAGAAUGCCAACAGGUGGGAGCUUUGGUGUAGAUAUAGACACGGUUAGAAGGGUCGAGUCACGAAUGGAAAUCCAAGGAUCUGAACAUGAGAAGCUAAUUGAUCCUCUGCUGAAACCACUUUUACCCAAUGAAGAAACUGCUGCGUUCCAAGUGUUAGAAGUAGCCUUGCAGUGCACAAAAACUGCACCUGCAGAAAGACUAUCAUCACGGCACGCUUGUAAUCUCCUUAUACAUGUACUUGACAAUAAGAUGGUUCAGUCUGAGAAAAUGGGCCCAGAUCAUCUAUAUGCAUUAGUUCAUGAUUUGAAAAAAUCUCUUUCAGAAGUUCGACCAGUAAUAUGUUGGUGUUUACCUACCUACAACUUGGUUUUUAUUGAUUCCUUCUCACUGCCCCCAAGUACAAAUAAGUGA